AAUAAUGAACCUCGCAUGGGAGCUUCAUUGCUUCGUCUUCAUUUUCAUGAUUGUUUUGUUGAGGGAUGUGAUGCAUCAUUGCUUUUGGAUGUUCCUGGUGGUGAAAAAGAGUCUGUACACAAUGCAAACUCUUUGCGAGGAUUUGAAGUAAUAGAUUUCAUUAAGCAGCAAGUUGAGGGAUCUUGCCCUGGUGUUGUUUCCUGUGCAGAUAUAUUAGCACUUGCUGCUCGAGACUCUGUUGUUGCGCUUGGUGGUCCGAGUUGGAGGGUAGAGUUUGGGCGCACAGACUCAACUUCAAGACCAAGUGCACAAUCUGCUGAUCGUAACAUUCCUUUUGCAACAGACGAUCUUUCUACGAUUUCCUCAUUAUUUGCCAGUAAAGGUUUCAGUGUCCGUGAGAUGGUUGCUCUUUCAGGUGCUCACACAAUAGGUCAAGCUAGGUGCGUACGCUUCCGUGAUCGCGCCUACGGAGAGCAAAACAUAGAACCAUCAUUCGCACAAAGGCUACAGAACAUAUGUCCAGCAUCUCCCAACAUUGGGGACGAUAAUCUUGCUCCUUUGGAUAGUCAAAGUCCAAUUACUUUCAACAACGAUUACUUUAGGGACUUAACCAAUUUUAUGGGUCUACUUCACUCUGACCAAGUACUCUUUAGUAGAACUGCAAGACCAAACGAUGUUUUUGUUCAAGCUUAUGCAAAUGCCCAGCCCAUUUUCUUUAAAGAUUUUGCUAGUGCUAUGUUGAAGAUGAGCAGGAUGGGUGGUGCUGGUAAUGGACUUGUUCGAACUAAUUGUCGGGUUGUUGGCUAA
Amaranthus tricolor (Joseph's coat) is the source of this 807-nucleotide messenger RNA. RefSeq names its product cationic peroxidase 1-like. Gene Ontology annotation, molecular function: heme binding; peroxidase activity. Gene Ontology annotation, biological process: response to oxidative stress; hydrogen peroxide catabolic process. The record is from RefSeq and is a predicted model, not a curated record. NCBI's taxonomy places the organism in Eukaryota, Viridiplantae, Streptophyta, Magnoliopsida, Caryophyllales, Amaranthaceae. Bases 16 to 807 code for a protein of 263 amino acids. The transcript is spliced from 4 exons.